GAAGAAAAUAACUACAAUGAAUACAAAAGAAACUAAAGAAACGUUAACUGUUAAAGAGAUUUUAGAGAGACAAAGACUUUUAGAAGAGGAAGCGGGAGAAAUUUUAUCAGGAAGGUUUGACGAAUGUACAUAUAAUAAGGGAUAUAUACGUCAGCCAGUUUACGCUUGUAAAACUUGCAAACCAAGCGAGGGGUAUGGACCAGGUGGUGUUUGUUAUUCGUGUUCCAUUUCAUGUCAUUCAGAUCAUGAACUUGUUGAAUUGUUUUCGAAACGUAACUUUAAGUGCGAUUGCGGAACAACUCGUCUUGGAGAAGCAGCUUGUAAGCUUGAAACAAAAUCACGAAACACAGUGAAUGAGCAUAAUAAAUAUGAUCAUAAUUAUGAAGGUAGAUUCUGUUGGUGCAAUGUCGAUUAUGAUCCGGAAAAGGAAGACAAUAAUAUGCUUCAGUGUGUAUUAUGUGAAGAUUGGUUUCAUGAAAAUUGUAUAAGCGGAGAAAAGCAAGGAGGAAAAAGAUUUUCGUUACCUGAUUUGGAGGCGUUUGAAGAAUAUUUGUGUCACAAGUGUCUUGACAAAUAUUCUUUCUUAAAGCCUUAUCUCAAUUCGCACAUGUUUUUCUCUGGCCAAUACAAUAAAGAUCAGCGAGUUAACGCGAUAAGUGAUGAGAAUAAAGAUUCCAAAUCAAGUGACAAAAUGUCACUACCUCUUACCGCUCAAACAAGUAAUAAGGAUAAUGAAAUCGCCGCGACUAAAACCGAAGGGACAUCCAGCACAAUUUCACUCUCAACUCCUGUAAAUAACAAAAGAAAGAUUGAAGAAGAUGAUAAAGCUGAUGAUUGCAAAGAAGUUGUUAACGCGGUGGUUUCACUUAAAAAAUCAAAGAAUGAUGAUGUUAACACGUGUAAGCGUGAAAGUUGGCAAAUAGUAAGUAAUGAAGUAGAAAUUGAUCUAUUUUGUGUACGAGGCUGGCGUGAUGAAUUGUGUCGUUGUCACAAGUGUAUGGAACUUUAUAAACAACAUCAAAUUGAGUUCAUUCUCAGUGUAGAAGAGACUUAUGAACCACCAGAAGAUGAUGACGCGCAAAAAUCAUUAUUUGAUUGCGGAAUGAAAGCAUUGAACCAAAUGGAUCGAGUCACUGCAAUCGAAGGGAUACUUGCUUAUAACCAAUUCAAGAAUGAGCUUAUUGAAUUUUUAAAGCCAUUCGGAGAAUCAGGCAAGACAGUUACCGUUAAAGAUGUUAAUGAAUUUUUUGAGGCUAAGUUACGAGAUCGUAAGCCAGCGACAGGCUCUUUUUUUUAGAACUGUACGUAAAUUCGUAUAGUAGAAUAUACAAAUGAAUGCUAUUUAGCUAUUUAAAUUACAAUAUACGUAUAUUAAACCGAUCGACUUAAAAAAAGGGUUUAAUGAAAAAUAUACAAGCUAAUAGAUGAAAUACUUUGUAAAAUUGUUUUCUUUUUUCUUUUGCAAAUAAAAUAUUUUGCAAAUAUUGUAAAAAAAAUAUACAUACAUACAUACAUACAUAUAUUCUAAAUAAACUUUAUUGUAUGUGAAUA
Rhizophagus irregularis DAOM 181602=DAOM 197198 is the source of this 1551-nucleotide messenger RNA. RefSeq lists its product as uncharacterized. Gene Ontology annotation, molecular function: zinc ion binding; ubiquitin protein ligase activity. The record is from RefSeq and is a predicted model, not a curated record. Gene Ontology annotation, cellular component: cytoplasm. Lineage: Eukaryota; Fungi; Glomeromycota; Glomeromycetes; Glomerales; Glomeraceae.